AUGAAGAGGCGCCCGCUGCCGGACGCACGACACGGUAGGAGAUACACAUCCAGAUGGCCGCCGGCGCGGACGGAGGCGCGGCCCUCUCCGAGUGCUGGGCACAGAAACUCUUCGAGGCGCGGCCCUCUUCGAGUGCUGGGCGCGGCCCUCUUCGAGGCGCGGCCCUCUUCGAGUGCUUGCGCGACCUCCACGGCCGACGGCCCCACUCAGGCAGACGCACCGUGCCCGCGCGGCGCGGCCUCCGUGCACCCUCAAGAGCUUCGUGGCCCGCCGCCGCUGCGGGCCCGCGCGGACUGCCACCUCCCUGCCGAUCACCCGGGCGCGGGUCGCCGCAGCUCGGCGGGGAGGCGGCUCCGUCGCCCGAGGCUCGCCGCCUCCGUCCACCGAGCCGAAGGCCACCCGGAGCCGGCGAGGGUCGCCGAGCCGCGGCGGGCCCGCCCUCGGCGCUCGCAGCUCUCUCACGCGUGCCGAUCCCAGCGCUGCCACGAGUCGAAGACCGCCCAGAACCAGCGACGGUCGCCGAGCCGCGGCAGGCCCGCUCUCGGUGCUCGCAGCUCUCUCACGCGUGCCGAUCCCAGCACCGUCGUCGACCGGAGGAGGCCCAUGCGACGGCAUCCGGAGCGGCUUCCUGCGCGGUGGGGUGCCGCUGCCGAGUGUCCGUCCACGUAG
This is a messenger RNA of Prorocentrum cordatum, 669 nucleotides long. Lineage: Eukaryota; Dinophyceae; Prorocentrales; Prorocentraceae. The record is from the annotation of a GenBank genome assembly.